GGCCUCCCCCCGUGCAUGUCUCCGGCUGCCGCCUCUGCUCCUCGUCUCUCCGCCCGCGGCGCCUGCCUGCCCGCGCUCCCCGUCCCCGGCGCGGCGAUGCGGCUGGACCGGCAGCGCGGAGACCCGAUCGCCACGGCCGACGGACCCAGAGCCGGACCCGGGCGCGGUGCGGGACGCCGGGCGGUCCCGCGCUGCUGGGCGCUGCUGCUGCUGCUCGCCCUCGGCUGCCUGCGCGCUGCCGCCGACGGUGCGAGAGCAAAAUGUGAAGAAUCCCAAUUCGCAUGUAGUAAUGGCCGCUGUAUUCCUCAGCUCUGGAAAUGUGAUGGUGAUGAAGAUUGUUCAGAUGGCAGUGAUGAAAGUUCUUGUGUGAAGAAGACAUGUGCUGAAUCUGAUUUUGUGUGCCUCAGUGGUCAGUGUGUGCCUAACAGAUGGCAGUGUGAUGGGGAUUCGGAUUGUGAGGAUGGGUCUGACGAGAGUUCUGAACUGUGCCAUACGAGAACGUGCCGUGUAAAUGAAAUCAGCUGUGGUCCUCAGUCAACUCAGUGUAUCCCAGUGUCCUGGAAAUGUGAUGGUGAAAAAGACUGUGACAGUGAAGAAGAUGAAAAGAAUUGUGGCAAUGUGACUUGUAGUCCAGCAGAGUUCACAUGCAGCAGUGGGCAGUGUAUUUCCAAGAGCUUUGUCUGCAAUGGUCAAGAUGACUGCAGCGAUGGUAGUGAUGAGCUGGAAUGUGAACCUCCUACCUGUGCUGUUCAUGAGUUCCAGUGCAAGAGCUCAACUUGCAUCCCCAUCAGCUGGGUGUGUGAUGACGAUGCUGACUGCUCCGACCACUCAGAUGAGUCUCUAGAGCAAUGUGGCCGCCAGCCUGCACCUCCUGUGAAGUGCUCUGCCAGUGAGGUGCAGUGUGGCUCAGGUGAAUGUAUCCACAAAAAGUGGCGCUGUGAUGGAGAUCCUGACUGCAAAGAUGGAAGUGAUGAAAUCAACUGUCCUUCUCGGACCUGCAGACCAGACCAGUUCAGAUGUGAAGAUGGGAACUGCAUCCAUGGGAGUAGGCAGUGCAAUGGUGUGAGAGAUUGUCUGGAUGGCACUGAUGAAGCAAAUUGUAACAACGUUAUUCAGUGCUCUGGACCUGGCAAAUUCAAGUGCAGAAGCGGAGAAUGCAUAGAUAUCAAUAAAGUGUGUAACCAGCAGAGAGACUGCAAAGACUGGAGUGAUGAGCCCCUCAAGGAGUGUAACAUAAAUGAAUGUCUGGUGAACAAUGGCGGGUGCUCUCAUAUCUGCAGGGACCUCAUUAUUGGCUAUGAAUGUGACUGUCCAGCUGGGUUUGAGCUGCUAGACAGGAGAACCUGUGGAGAUAUUGAUGAAUGUCAGAACCCUGGUAUCUGUAGUCAGAUCUGUAUCAACCUGAAAGGGGGCUAYAAAUGUGAAUGCAGCCGUGGCUAUCAGAUGGAUCUUUCUACUGGGGUGUGCAAGGCAGUCGGGAAAGAACCAUGUCUAAUUUUCACCAACCGCCGGGAUAUCAGGAAAAUUGGCCUUGAGAGGAAAGAAUAUAUUCAGCUUGUGGAGCAGCUAAGAAACUCUGUGGCUCUAGAUGCUGAUAUUGCUGAGCAAAAGCUUUACUGGGCAGACUUCAGCCAAAAAGCAAUCUUCAGUGCCUCUAUUGAUACCCGUGAUAAAGUCGGAACACACGUCAGAAUCCUGGACAACAUACACAGCCCUGCAGGAAUUGCUGUUGACUGGGUUUAUAAGAACAUCUACUGGUCUGACUCAACUGCAAAAAGCAUUUCGGUGGCUAGCCUAGAUGGCACAAAAAGAAAGGUUUUGUUUUUCUCUGAGCUGAGAGAGCCAGCUUCUAUUGCUGUAGAUCCUAUCUCUGGCUUUAUGUACUGGUCAGACUGGGGUGAGCCAGCAAAAAUUGAAAAAGCAGGAAUGAAUGGAUUUGACAGACAGCAGCUUGUGACAACAGAAAUCCAAUGGCCUAAUGGAAUUGCUCUAGAUCUUGUAAAAAGCCGCCUAUACUGGCUUGAUUCUAAACUGCAUGUGCUGUCAAGUGUGGACUUGAAUGGCCAGGAUCGUAGAAUUGUGCUAAAGUCACAUAUGUUCCUUCCUCAUCCUCUUGCUCUAACCAUUUUUGAGGACCGAGUGUAUUGGAUUGAUGGAGAGAAUGAGGCAGUCUAUGGUGCCAACAAAUUUACUGGAUCCGAGUUGGUUACCCUGGUGAACAACCUCAACGAUGCACAGGACAUCAUUGUGUAUCAUGAGCUUGUUCAGCCUUCAGGUCGGAACUGGUGCGAAGAGAGCGUGGCAAAUGGAGGCUGUAGCUACCUGUGCCUGCCUGCUCCUCAGAUAAAUGAACAUUCUCCAAAGUACACCUGUGCAUGUCCUGCUGGGUACUUCUUGCAGGAGGAUGGUCUGAGAUGUACAGUUUCAGGUACUGGAACAGCUGUGGCUUACACUGAGGCUAAAGAUACCAGCACAACAGAAAAAUCUCCAACUGUUGGACUAGUUCCUGGAGGAUUCAACACUAGUGGUACAACCUCUGGAGUAACUGCAGCUGGAAGAACAUCAGCAGCUUGGAUCAUUCUUCCUGCUGUAUUGCUGGUGAUGGCUGCAGCCGCUGGCUACUUCAUGUGGCGUAAUUGGCAGCACAAGAACAUGAAAAGCAUGAAUUUUGAUAAUCCAGUAUACCUAAAAACCACAGAAGAGGACCUCACAAUUGAUAUUGGAAGACACAGUGGUUCAGUAGGACACACCUACCCUGCAAUAUCUGUUGUCAGCACAGAUGAUGAUAUGGCGUGAGCACUGAAUCAGCAAUCACUUUCAGUUUACUUGUGUCUUACACUCUUUGGGGAUAGUAACCAGGUUUGUGGCUGAAGGACUUCCUCCAUUCUUGGAAGAAAGAAGAUACUUUCUGUAUUUAUGGAACACUUGUGUAAAUAGCUAUUUUAUACUGCUUAACAACUCUGUAAAUACCUGUCCACAACAAUUCAGCUGUUAGUGGUUACAGUUUUAUCAGUAACCCUUGGGUUGGUUAGUCAGUAACACCACUGACCAAAUAUAAAGCACUUUCCAUAGAAAGCCAUAUUCCAGCCACAACUUGUAACACCUGUACAUAUGUCUAUAGGUCACUUGUAAAUAAUUAUUGGAAAAUCACUAUCAAGCACUUUGAAAUACUUCAGAUGUAAAUUAUUGUACACUCUCUUUUUCAAUGAUUGGGGCAAUGGCAAUAGGAAAAAACGGGUUACUGUGAUUGCCAAAAAUUUGUAAACAUAAAUAAUUUUGUAUGUAAGAUUGUCUCAAUCUUGUCUGUUACCUCUUAGAGGUCUACAAGAAUGAACAAUCUUUAAGAAACCACUGUAAAACUCAAAUGCAGCUGAGGGGAUAAAAAUAAAACGAGUCAAGCAGUUUAAGUAUUGUUCUCGAUUAUUACGUUAGCACUGAAGUAAAAUGGAGUACCUCCUAAGUUGAAAGCUUUAGUAGACUGCACUAUCUCUGCCAGACAGAUCAUGAAGUAUUUCUUCAGUUAUUUCCAGCAGUGUUUUAGGCAGCUCAGACACUGCUGACUUGCCAGGUGACAGGUUUGUUGUUGAGACUAAUACUCCGCACAGAGUGAAGGACAGAGUGGGUCUCCCAUCACAGAAUCUCAGCUUGUCUCCUAAGUUAGGACUGACACUGGCUAAACUUACCCAAGCACUAUUGCAAGCUCGUAAGAGGCAGCGUGGCAGACAUUGAGAUGGAGUCAGGCUGGAGCGUGGUCUGCCAGGUGAGUGUGAGAUCCUUGCGGAGUCAGGCUGUUGGCAGCGACUCCUCAUGGCAAUGCCAGUGAAGUCAAGUGGUGGUAGUUGCUACACUUGCAGGAAUGUUAGAGUUGUGACUUAGCAGCUGAUCAUGGAGGUUUAGUGCUGACAAGCCCCAUGUUGCUACAUGGGUAAUGACAGAAGUCCCCUGCAAUGGGCAUUAAUAGGCUACUGUCCCCUUCCCUAGAGCAACUCAGUUAAUUGCAAGGGCUCUGAGACACCAAUCACUUGACAUGCUGGAACCUCUUGGGAGACUGUAGGAGUGAAAAAAUACAUGGUACAACUGUUCUGGGUCUGGGAAGAUGAUACUCGUCUCUGAUAAAGUGUUUAGUACCAUGCUGCUUGAGUGCUCAUUUUAGUAGCACCAGGUAUGUUCCUUAUUCGCCGUACGUGUGUAGCUCAUUCCUGCAAUAGAGAAGGAUUAAGGCUGAAUUAACAUGUAGAUUCUGUAGUUUUCAGGCGUUUUGCUGUGUGGUCAAAUCUGGAGUAAAGAAAGAUAAAGCUUCUGAUCUUUAUGACAGAACAACUUGGUAUCUCCAACUUAGAAAAGGUAGAUUCCCUGGUCAUUACUAGUUUCCUUAAUGACAAACUAACUUUUCUGUGAUAAAAUUCAUUUGUCUCCUGAGACUAGGAUCUUGGCCAGAAACUGCCAGCCCAUAGCUUUUGUAGUAUGAGGUACUAGUUGAGUCUUGGUAAUGCUUCCCCCUUCAAGGUAAGGAAAAAUGGAGGAAUGCAGUUUCAAGGCUAAGACACAGUUUGGAAGAGGCAGUAAUCCCCUGGCUGUUCUUUGGUGAUGACUUGUGAAAUCAUUCUCAAUCAAUCAGAUCUCUAAAAUAGUAACAAUGCAAAUUAUGGAGUCAGAAGUUGGAUCAGUUCCUGGGCUUGUUUCUAAUGCCUGUUCUCAUUGCAGUUACAGCUGGGGUCUGUUUUCUUUAAUAAUCUUCUUGUAUUGUGGACUCUUACUAACAGAUGAGGACAGCUGCCAACUUGUGCAGAUUUAAAAUAGCUUAUUUCUAGCAAGUUUAUAMCUCUUUGGGGAGUUGAAGAUUCUAACCAGCUGUCCCAGGAAACUCCUGACUACAGACAUUUUAAGAUAUCUAGAACACAUGUGGACUAAAUAGUCUUGCAAAGAUUGGGAUGCAAGGGGGCCUCUAAAGUUUUUGGCUAGCAAUACCGUAUCUAUUUUAUCAAGCACUUUUUGGGAUAAAGUGCCUUUCACAGCUGCCUAGUAUGUAAGGUUCAUGAGUUAGAAUUCAACUUUUUCAGUUAGCGUUCCUUCUCUGGAGACUCUGAAUUAUUUGUGUUUAAAUGUGGCAAAACAGAAAAUGUAAUUCUCAGUCAGAUGGCUGAUAAUAAAUUCACAGGGCAGCUAAUUACAGGCAAAAUGUUCUGCCUUCACAGUCUUUGUACAGAAGAAUAGCUCUAUUUUUAUGAUGAUGUUCAUUUCUCUUACAAGUAUCAUACCAAGUAUAUGAGGAGAUGUAAGGAGAGACUAGUAAGACCAAUAAAGACAUUUUUUCUGAGGUUAAUAUUCAUUUAAGUAGCAAUUUCAAUCUAUUUUGGGAACCUGAGGCAGUUUUUACAGAUGCUGUGGGCUCUUUGAAUUUGUUUUCUUCUCCAGUGUUCUGAGCAAAGAGCAGUGCCUUGACACACAAAAUUAGUUCCUGUAGUCUAGAGGAGACUUAACACUUUACCAGAUAAAACUUCCAUGCUUUCGUAUAGCAGGAGGGAGGAGUGGAGAAUACAAGGCAGUAGCAGGGGAUGAUUUAAGGAUGGCCUGUACUUACUUGCAARUAUUGCUUGGGUUUUUUGUCUCACUAGGUUUAUUCUUCUCUGCCCCUCUUCAUUUUUGUGCUAGGAAAUCCUUGUUUACUUCCACAGCAGGCUUAGAGAGUAGUUGAGGAUUCCUUCUGUAAAAACUGAUCCAAGUUGCAUUGACAAAUACCUUACUCCUUUUGAACAGUGUUUUUUCCCUGCCAUCUGGAAGUGUUUGACUCUGUUUUUCUCCUUGUCAUAUGACUUUUUUGGCAUCUAAUGAAGGUGCUAAAGCUGUACUCUUGCAGCAGCACCGUGUGGCUGUGCUGGUGUCCACUAAAGGAAUUCUCGGUGAUCAUCCCUGUCUCAGCUCCACUGCUGCAGUCUUGUGAUAUCACAGAGCAAUGAGACACUGAUAAUAUCUUUGGUCAGAUUUCACUUGAGUUGACUUGAUACUCCUGAAGAAUUUUCUGCUAACAGAAAAAAUAUGGCUUUAGUUAGUUAUUAUUAGUUAUUAACUAUGCCAAGGUAAUGGCAUAGUUUUUGUUUCCCAGAGGACUGUAUAAGCCCUCUGGUUCUAAAUACUGUCUAUUUCAGUUCAGUGUCUGCUAGCCGAUGUGAGUGCAAAGCUAAAUUUGAAUCUGCCUUCUUCUUUCCCUUAUAAACAUGCAAAUUUCUCUUAAUACACUCCCUCUGCUCCUGCUUUUUUUUUCUGCCUCCUAUUUGAUCUGCCUUUGUUUUUACAGCACUGUAAAUAUUUUACAAGGGAAAUUAACAUAAAGGGAAUUGAUGCUGCUCAUGUGAUUUUCUUCUUCUUCUGCACUUCAUUCCUCUACAGAUAGCUACAACUAUCCAUUCUCCAACCCAACUUGUAUUUGCCUGCAUUUUUUAUGAACAUACCUUUUUUGCAAUCAGAUCUUUGCUGAAGAAAAUUUAU
This is a messenger RNA of Malurus melanocephalus (red-backed fairy wren), 6486 nucleotides long. It is a transcript of the gene VLDLR, whose product is annotated as very low density lipoprotein receptor. Gene Ontology annotation, molecular function: apolipoprotein binding; calcium ion binding. The record is from RefSeq and is a predicted model, not a curated record. Lineage: Eukaryota; Metazoa; Chordata; Aves; Passeriformes; Maluridae. The coding region runs from base 16 to 2796 and encodes 926 amino acids. Gene Ontology annotation, cellular component: plasma membrane. The transcript is spliced from 19 exons.